AUAACGCCGCGAGGCAUUUCGGUAGUAUCUAAGGAAGAGAACGGUAUUUUCACGACGGCCUUUGCUUAAAUACCCCAAAGCAGAUUAUAUCAUUCCUAUCCGAUCAAAUGGGCAAUUUUCUUUUAAUUUUGGGUUCAAUGUCUGGGGUGUUGAUUGUAUCAUGGAUUUGGAGACUGUUUUAUACGAUCUGGUGGAGACCCAUGCAGGUGAGCAGUUAUCUGAAUGAUCAAGGGAUCAGAGGCCCCCCCUACAGAUUACUUUUUGGGAACGUAAAGGAGUUCGUGAGGUCGCUGAAACAAGCAUGGGAGAAGCCCAUGAAUCUAUCCCACCAGGUUGGGCCACGUGUCCUUCCCUUCCUCCAUCAAACGGUGGAGACCUACGGUAAAAUGUCACUUACUUGGGAAGGAAAUACUCCAACUGUUAACAUCAUGGACCCAGAGCUGAUCAGGGAAGUUUUAUCUAACAAGCUUGGCCACUUAGAUAAGCCAGAGCAACACCCCAUUACCAAGCAGCUCAUCAAUGGAGUUGCAGUCUACAUAGGCGAAAAAUGGGCCAAACACAGGAAGAUUAUCACUCCAGCAUUCCACCUCGAGAAAUUGAAGAGAAUGUUGCCAGCAUUCUCAACAAGCUGCAGUGAAUUGAUCAGCAGAUGGGAGAAGUCAGUUGGUUUGGACGGGUCAUGUGAAUUGGACGUGUGGGCUGAGCUCCAGAAUUUAACUGGAGAUGUCAUAUCUCGAGCAGCAUUCGGCAGCAGCUACAAAGAAGGCAUGCGAAUAUUCCAGCUGCAAACAGAACAAGCAGAGCUUGUUGCCCGGUGCUUUCAGAGCGCAUACAUCCCAGGCUAUAGGUUUUUCCCUACAAAACAAAACAUUAGGAGAAUGGAAAUCGCCAAAGAAGUGCAUGCACUCCUGAAGUCUAUUAUCAAGAAGAGAGAGAAGGCGAUGCAAAUGGGAGAUGCCAAUAAAGAUGACUUGUUGGGUUUGCUAAUGGAGUCCAAUUUCAAACACUCCCAAGAACAAGGACACCCGAAGAGCACUGGGAUGACGAUCGACGAAGUGAUAGAAGAGUGCAAGCUAUUCUACUUUGCGGGACAGGAGACCACCUCGGUUUUGCUGACAUGGACAAUGGUGACCCUGAGCAUGCACCCGACGUGGCAAGUUUGUGCAAGGGAAGAGGUUUUGCAAGUCUUUGGGAAAGAUAAACCAGACUUUGAUGGUUUAAGCCACUUGAAGAUUUUGACUAUGAUUCUUUAUGAGGUUCUUCGAUUGUACCCGCCCUUGGCUCUCCUUAUUCGGUUUACUCACAAGGAGACAAGACUAGGAGGAUUUUCCCUUCCGUCAGGAGUACAACUCAGCCUACCAGCACUCCUCAUUCAUCAUGAUCCUGAAUUGUGGGGUAAAGACGCGGAUGAAUUCAAUCCAGAGAGAUUUGCAGAAGGAGUUUCAAAUGCAACAAAGAAUCAAUUUGCAUACUUUCCGUUCGGUUGGGGCCCACGGAUAUGCAUUGGGCAGAACUUUGGCAUGAUUGAAGCUAAGUUGGCAUUGGCCAUGAUUCUACAACAUUUCUCAUUUGAGCUUUCGCCAACCUAUGUUCAUGCUCCUUACACUGUUAUAACUCUUCAGCCCCAACAUGGUGCUCAGAUCAUCUUGCACAAACUCUAAGAUCAUCUUCGUAGUCCCAACCUUUAAUCAUCAUCAUAUGAAGUUCUAGAGUUAUAGUUGGUGCUUCAAAUGUAGUAUGCGUACAAGCGGUUACAGAUUCAAGUGAUACACUUGGAAAACAGGUUUAUGAAAAUUAAGCUUACUUUGAGUUGAAUCGAUUGUACAUUGUGUUAAGAAACAAUGGUAUGGGAAAUAUUUGAAUGAUAAUAAAUCAAAAAAUAUAGAAUGUCACUCUUGUUCAAAA
Messenger RNA from Magnolia sinica, 1905 nucleotides. Its product is annotated as cytochrome P450 CYP72A616-like. Bases 108 to 1661 code for a protein of 517 amino acids. NCBI's taxonomy places the organism in Eukaryota, Viridiplantae, Streptophyta, Magnoliopsida, Magnoliales, Magnoliaceae. Gene Ontology annotation, molecular function: heme binding; iron ion binding; monooxygenase activity. The transcript is spliced from 5 exons. The record is from RefSeq and is a predicted model, not a curated record.